This is a messenger RNA of Aphidius gifuensis, 2043 nucleotides long. RefSeq names its product piwi-like protein Siwi. The record is from RefSeq and is a predicted model, not a curated record. Gene Ontology annotation, molecular function: protein binding; piRNA binding. Gene Ontology annotation, cellular component: P granule. Gene Ontology annotation, biological process: regulatory ncRNA-mediated gene silencing. NCBI's taxonomy places the organism in Eukaryota, Metazoa, Arthropoda, Insecta, Hymenoptera, Braconidae.
AUGGAUCCAGUUACUCGUCCAUCACAAUGGCUUGAAUCAAAAAAAGGUACAUCUGGAAAAUCUUUUAACUUCCAUUCAAAUUACUUCAAGUCGAAAGCAGCAACAGACUGGUGUCUUCAUCAUGUUGAUAUUCAACCAGAAGAAGAUCUUACAUUUGUCAGAAAAGGUUUAUUGGGUCUUCAUAAAGAAAAAUUGGGUGGUUAUAUGUUUGAUGGAACAUUACUUUAUUUAUGUGCCCAUUUGGCAAAUGAUGUUAAUGAAUUUACAAGUACUCGUCAAUCAGAUGGUGUACAAAUGCGUAUAAUUGUUAAAUUAACUGGUACAUUGGAAAAAGGAGAUCCUUAUUAUCUUCAAUUUUACAAUAUUUUAAUGAGAAAAUGUUUAUCACAUUUGAAAUUACAAUUUGUUGGAAGAAACUUUUUUGAUCCACAUGCUAAAGUUGAAAUUCGUGAGCAUCGUUUUGAGCUGUGGCCAGGAUACAUAACAUCAAUUCGUCAGCAUGAACAAGAUCUUUUGAUGUGUUGUGAAAUAACACACAAAGUUAUGAGACAACAAAAUUUACUUCACAUCAUGUCUCGUAUCAGAGAAGAAAAAGGUGGUGGAGAUUUUCAGGCUGCAUAUUCCAACAACAACACAUACACAGUUGAAGACAUUGAUUUUCAAACUAAACCAUCAUCAACAUUCCAUUUGAAAAAAGAAAAUCGUGAAAUUUCUUAUGCUGAAUAUUAUCGUAAUAAAUACAACAUCAACAUUCGCAACAUGACCCAACCAAUGUUGGUAACAUGUACAACUGAUAAGAAUCGUCGAUCUGGUCGAGCUGAAAUUGUUUAUUUAGUUCCUGAACUUUGUCAUGCAACAGGUCAGUAUGCAAUGAGAAAUGACUUUAGACUUGUGGAUGCUAUGGCUCAGCAUACACGUAUUAAUGCACAACAACGUGUUCAAAAAUUAAAUGCAUUAAACGUCUUUAUAAUUUUAGAAUUGGGAAAAGAGUUGAUCACUGUUCCAGCUCGUGUUUUGAAUGAAGCAAAAAUUAUUUUUGCUAAUAAUAUUUCUGUUGGUGCUGGUCGAAGUGCUGAUUGGACAAAUGCAUUUAGAAGUAAUGGAUUAUUACGACCUGCACCAUUUAAUGACUGGGCUGUACUUGUGCCUGAUAAACUCGCAAGAGAUGCAAGAAAAUGUUGUGUUGAUUGUCCAGUACCAUCACAAGUUGUAACAUCAAAAUGUUUUAAUCCAAAAAGAAUGUUGUCAAUUUAAACAAAAGUUGCAAUACAAAUGAAUUGUAAAAUUGGUGGUUAUCCUUGGUCAAUUGCUAUACCGAUGAAAGGCUUGAUGGUUAUUGAUUUUGAUGUUUGUCAUGGUACAAAUCAAAAAGGAAAAGAUUUUGGUGAAAUGGUAGCAUCAUUUGAUUCAAACAUUGGACGUUAUUUCUCAGCAGUUUUAUUCCACUCAAGUAGUGAAGAAUUAUCAAAUGAUCUUGCUGUUAAUAUAGCAAAAGCACUUCACAAAUAUCGUGAAUAUAAUAAUGUUCUUCCACAACGAAUUGUCAUUUACAGAGAUGGUGUUGGUGAAGGACAAGUACCAUAUGUAUUUGAGCAUGAAGUUCGAAGUUUUCGUUCACGUGUUGCUAAUUUUUAUCAAAAAGAACCAACUGAAUCAAAUAUGGCUUAUGUUGUUGUUACCAGGAGAUUAAAUACACGUUUGUUUGCUGAUAAUCGUGGACAAAUUGGUAAUCCACCACCUGGUACAAUUGUUGAUGAUGUUAUAACAUGUCCAACAAAAUAUGAUUUCUUUGUUGUUGCACAAGCUGUUAGACAAGGAUCUGUUGCACCAACAUCAUUCAGUAUUAUUGAUGAUGAUGUUUGUCUUCCACCAGAUAGAAUGCAACAAUUAACAUAUCGAUUCAUGAACAUGUACUUUAAUUGGUCUGGUACUGUUAAAGUUUCUGCUCCUGUACAAUUUGCUCAUAAACUUGCAUUUUCGAUAUCACAAUCAAUUCAUAUUGCACCAAGUAGUCAUCUUGAUUCAUUACUUUACUUUUUGUAA